CAAACACAUCGACGGAUGGCAUUUUUCGAGAAAAACACGCCAAAAACGAGGCCAACAGAAAUAGGGCUCUUGGCAAAAUUUAUAUAAAAUCCCCUAAAUUUAUCUCUCUACACAUUUCCUCUCUCUGGGUUUUUUCUUCUAAAUUACUGACGAGCUAAAUUACUGACGAACAAUGGGCAAGGGACCUGGACUCUACUCCGAUAUCGGCAAGCGAGCUCGAGAUCUGCUGAAUAGGGAUUUUCAGAGCGACCAGAAGUUGACAGUCACUACCAUCUCGCCCACCGGAGUUACUCUCACUUCGUCGGGAACAAAGAAAGGUGAUUUGUUUCUUGCUGAUAUCAACACUCAGCUGAAGCACAAGAAUGUCACCACCGAUAUUAAAGUGGAUACUGCUUCGAAUUUGUUCACCACUUUCACAAUUGACGAGCCUGCCCCUGGGCUGAAAGCAAUCUUCAGCUUACGAAUUCCCGAUCAGAGGUCUGGAAAGCUUGAACUCCAAUAUUUGAAUGACUAUGCUGGGCUAAGCUCGAGCGUUGGUUUGACCGCCAAUCCCAUUGUCAACUUCUCGGGUGUUGUGGGCAACAACAAACUCGCUCUUGGUGGUGAUGUGUCCUUUGACUCCAAGGAAGGUACCUUUGCGAAAUGCAAUUUCGGAGCAAGUUUCGCCAAUGCAGAUCUUAUUGCUGCCUUGACAUUGAACGAAAAGGGAGAUAAGCUUAGUGCAUCAUAUUACCACACGGUGAGCCCGUUGACCAACACAGCUGUGGGUGCAGAGAUUACCCACAGCUUCUCGAGCAAUGAAAACACCAUAACAGUCGGUACUCAGCACUCGCUUGAUCCGUUGACCUCGGUCAAAGCACGAGUCAACAACUUUGGAAAAGCGAGUGCCUUGAUCCAGCACGAGUGGAGACCAAAAUCGCUAAUCACCCUCUCGACUGAGGUUGAAACAAAGUCCAUUGAUAAAAGUGCCAAGUUCGGGCUGGCUCUUGCCUUGAAGCCUUGAGUUUUUAGGUGAUUUCGCGUUUUUUUUCAGAUUCGUUAAUGAGGAUGGUUUUGGUCUGUUUUGGUGGAUGGGGUUCUUUUUUUUAUGCGGCGUAUUUUGGUUCUUGUGGAAAUAAUCUUAUUGACGUUAAACUUGGAACGAUUGGUUUCUUGGUUUUUGAGGAUUUAUGCCGUUAUCGAACCUGUGUAUUAUCUGGCUAACUGACAUUGGCUCUCUUAUUUCUGCAAUCAAGUUGUUUCUCAUUUUUUAUUGGUGUUUCUGAGGUUGAAGUGGAGUGUCAUGAGAUAGAUGAAAAUUUUUCAUGAUAUUGAUUUUUUUCCUGCCAAAAGAUUUAUAUAGUUCUUAGGCAAAGCCUGUGUAUCAGAGGUUUAAAUGCUCAAAAAUAUUUAAAUGCUCAAAAUUUUGGCUUGUUCCCGCAAACUAUUGAAGCAC
This is a messenger RNA of Striga asiatica, 1435 nucleotides long. The record is from the annotation of a GenBank genome assembly. NCBI's taxonomy places the organism in Eukaryota, Viridiplantae, Streptophyta, Magnoliopsida, Lamiales, Orobanchaceae.